Molecule: messenger RNA, 2594 nt
Organism: Manis javanica (Malayan pangolin)
Lineage: Eukaryota; Metazoa; Chordata; Mammalia; Pholidota; Manidae
Gene: SEPTIN3
Product: neuronal-specific septin-3
Molecular function (GO): GTP binding
Source: RefSeq, a predicted model, not a curated record
CAGGACAGGGAGGGCCGUCCUUAUCCCUGUCCCCCAGGGCCUGACAGUGUGCUGUCCGUUAAUGUUGACUUAAUGUUGGAAGAUUUUUCUGUUGGGUAAAUGCAGACUCAGGGAAGUUCUGACCAGCUCAAGGUCACGGGGCUCGUCACUCCGGAGUCGGGCCUGGAACCUCGGAGACUCGGGGCCCUAGGGGCGCCCGCUCCGGGGCAGAACCGCGCUGAGACGGCGCAACAUCCCAACCACCGCGUGACUCAGGCACGCGCACCGCCGCCCGCCGCUGCCACCGGCGCCCCCGCCCCACCUCGCCCUGGUCUGGAGGGGCUCCCCGAGACCAGGACGGACGCAGCCAUGUCAGAGCUGGUGCCUGAGCCCAGGCCUAAGCCAGCUGUGCCCAUGAAGCCCGUCAGCAUCAACUCCAGCCUUCUGGGCUACAUUGGCAUUGACACCAUCAUCGAGCAGAUGCGCAAGAAGACCAUGAAGACCGGGUUCGACUUUAACGUCAUGGUCGUCGGUACGGAAGGUCAGAGUGGGCUGGGCAAGUCAACGCUAGUCAACACACUCUUCAAAUCCCAGGUGAGCCGCAAGGCCUCCAGCUGGAACCGGGAGGAGAAGAUUCCCAAGACAGUAGAGAUCAAAGCCAUUGGACAUGUGAUAGAGGAAGGUGGUGUCAAGAUGAAGCUGACCGUCAUCGACACCCCAGGCUUUGGAGAUCAGAUCAACAAUGAAAACUGCUGGGAACCCAUUGAGAAGUACAUCAACGAACAGUAUGAGAAGUUCCUGAAGGAGGAGGUGAACAUUGCCAGGAAGAAACGCAUCCCUGACACUCGAGUCCACUGCUGCCUCUAUUUCAUCUCCCCCACGGGACACUCCCUGCGGCCUCUCGAUCUGGAGUUUAUGAAACACCUCAGCAAAGUUGUCAACAUCAUCCCUGUCAUUGCUAAGGCCGACACCAUGACCCUGGAGGAGAAGUCUGAAUUCAAGCAAAGGGUUCGCAAGGAGCUUGAAGUAAAUGGCAUUGAAUUCUACCCCCAGAAGGAGUUUGAUGAGGAUUUGGAGGACAAGACGGAGAAUGACAAAAUCCGGGAGAGCAUGCCUUUCGCGGUGGUGGGAAGUGACAAGGAGUACCAAGUGAACGGCAAGCGGGUCCUCGGCAGAAAAACUCCCUGGGGGAUCAUUGAAGUGGAAAACCUCAACCACUGUGAGUUUGCUCUGCUUCGAGACUUUGUCAUCAGGACCCACCUCCAGGACCUCAAGGAAGUGACACAUAACAUUCACUAUGAGACCUACAGAGCCAAGCGGCUCAAUGACAAUGGAGGCCUCCCUCCGGGAGAAGGCCUCCCGGGCACUGCCCUUGCACCUGUACCAGCCACCCCCUGCCCCACUGCUGAAUGAAGGCCAUUUCAAGUGCUGCUUCUCCCUCCAUUCCUCUCAGCUGGUGUUGCUGCAGGGCCACACCCUUUUCAGAGUUGUGCUUGUCCAGCCCACCUCCACAGCCCCUCUCAGCACAGCACGUGGAAGGGACAGUUGCUUCCUCCAUUUAGCCAACGCCCCUGUCCUCCCAGGGGAAUGGAGUUUUCACCAGCACUGCCCUCCAUCGUCUUUGUCAGCCCAUGUGUAGGAUGAAAGAACGUAUCAAGAGCUUCUUCUGCCCUCCAAGCCCAAACCAGCUACUUGUACCCAUCUCCGGGGGAAAUAACAUUGCUCCCCGUCCAUUCAUCCACAUAAGCUACUCUUGGCUUUCUUACAGGAGCAAGAAAGCAACUUUUCUGCUUGUCAGAUGCAUUGGGGUCAGCUGUGUGAGCCCUGAUGGGGGACGAGGGUGUCUCCUUCAUUGCUUAAAGCUUAUUUAUAAGAUCGGUCACUACUGAUGUGGUGGAGCAAGGCCUAGGAUUCCGUUUUUUUUAAUUGCAACUUGUGACUGGCCCAGAGUAUGGUUUCACACUCUUCCCGCCCCAUAACGUAGCCACUUAGGAGGAGUGGUUUUCCAUAAGAGGCAUUUCUGGAGUUCACUUCCUUAUCCUCAGACUUUAAAAAAGAACUACAGACAGACACAAAACUCCAGGAAGCUGUGAUAUGUGAAUUGUAGGAAGUAAAAAUGCACCCUUUUGUCCAUUUAGCAAUAAGAAGGAUCUCUUACCAUCCACCUUGCCUACUCCUACCCCUCACCUCCACCCCGUCAAUGUGAGUAGUGAAUUAGCCUGGCCACAGUUGGUCACUGUAGGCUAGUGGGAAAUACCCAAUGGAGGGAAAAGCCCCCCAUUGGAUGCAUGAAUGUUUGCGAAUGUCGGCUACCACUGCCCCACAAACUGUCUUUAUGGAAUUAUCCCCACCCCAUCCAUCUCCACCUGGACACAACUUGCUCAAAGGCUGGUGACUCAUGGGCCAAUCAUCUACAACCAAAUCCUGAUGGAGCAAGAGGCCCAAGCCUAGGGGAUGCAAGAACGACCCAUUUCUUAAAUGUUACCAGUCCCAGCCAACCUUUUGGUGACAUUAUGGUUAAAUUUCCCAAUUGAAAACAAGCCAAGAGAAAAACUGGUUAUGUAAAUGUUGCUAGACUUUAUGUGUUGUACAACUAAACAUUGCUGUUUGAAUGA